AUGGAAACCGGCGAUUGGAGCCUAGAGCGUUUGUUUGACGGCACCGUUUACGAGGCGUUCGGAAGACCGCCGUACCAACUGGACUCCGACGUGGAGUGGGGGAAGAUGCUCGCUUCAAGCGACUUCGAAAGGGACGACGACGAUUCGGGCUCGUAUCCCCCGCCCGCCGAAAUUCCUUCGUCCGCUGCGGAUCUCGACGAUGCACGCUACCUGUUGAGUAAAAGGCUGGAGUUUAUGGAGGGCACCCUCAACGAAUGGACGAGUACGGAGGAAUGGGUGACCGAGGCUCUUAGGGUGACCGAUAAGAUUGACGGGCGGUGGAAUUCAGAGUGGCGGGCAAUGGAAUAA
This is a messenger RNA of Coprinopsis cinerea okayama7#130, 348 nucleotides long. RefSeq lists its product as hypothetical. The transcript has a single exon. The record is from RefSeq and is a predicted model, not a curated record. NCBI's taxonomy places the organism in Eukaryota, Fungi, Basidiomycota, Agaricomycetes, Agaricales, Psathyrellaceae. The coding region runs from base 1 to 348 and encodes 115 amino acids.